AUGCUUCCACUGUGGCCAUCAAUCAAUCCUUCUCUUGUUGGAUCACUCAUGAAUAACGUGAAUCCUUCAGCUUUCAGUGAAGAGAUGGAAAUGAAUCAUAUGGAGCAAGAGCAACAGAACUACUUGAACUUGGUUGACACAAUUGCACAAGAUUUGACACCUUUAGGAAAGAAACAAUCUGAACAGAACAAUGAAGAUUCUGAUGCUGAGUCUGCAAGCGAUGAUCAAGAAAGUUCAGCAAGUGAGCCAGAAGAUCACGAAUCAGAAGAUGAUAAUGAUGGUCGCGAAUCAUUCACAAUAAAUUAUUGAAAUAAAAC
This is a messenger RNA of Clunio marinus, 317 nucleotides long. Lineage: Eukaryota; Metazoa; Arthropoda; Insecta; Diptera; Chironomidae. The record is from the annotation of a GenBank genome assembly.